CUUCCAUAUACAAGACUACAAAGGUAGACUAUUAAAGCAACAUGGAAACUUAGAGAGAUUACGGCACAGAGAUUGAUAAUGUCUGCAAAUAGAACAGAAUCCUUGCACUUUUAUGACUAUUUAUGUCGCAAGAUCGGGUCUGAAAAAGAAGUGAAAGGUAGGAGAUUAACUUUUCUGGCUAUUGACAAUUUCAAUGAAGGUCAAAUGAGCAGUGGCAGUAAAAGUGAAGGACUUGAUUUAAAAGGUAGUGACAUUGAUGUGAUGUUCGUUGAUUUCCGCUUAAAAGUGUAUGAAUUUGAAACGGAGGCUGACAAAAGUCACAAGUCAGUGUUAUUUAUGGACAGAGAAGAUACACAUCCAUGUUUUACGCGUUUGUAUCUACGUAAUAGUUCCGAUAGCCCAAAUGAAAAUUACCUAAACAUGCUAGAGCCCAACGGAAGGAAACAUCAGUUAUCACAUGAACUCUAUAAACAAUUCCAUUUCGAAUUUUUAAAAACAAGAACUUAUUUAAAGAAAAUACAUGGACCGUGUUUAUCAGAUAAAGAUGAUAAUUUAGAUGUAGCAGUGUGUUUUAAGUGUGACAAUUGGUUAUCUGAUGUAGUACAAUGGAUAUAUAGACCACGUUACCCAUGGAUUUCUGAUGAGAUUAUUUAUAAAAUAACAAUGAGUGGUGUUUUGUUUGUUCCAAUUGGAUUUAAAGAUUCAUUACAUAAGGAUUUGGAAUGGCGUAUAUCAUUUUCUGUGGCAGAAAAAUUCCUAAUAUUUUCUUUCAAUCAUACUCAGUUACUUUGUUAUGCUUUGCUGAAAAUAGUCCUGAAAGAAAUAAUAGAGAAGGAAGAAGAUUUAAAAGGUUUACUGUGUUCAUACUAUUUAAAAACUUUGAUAUUUUGGAUUUCUGACGAAAUCGAUCCAACCUUUUGGAGACCAGAUAAUACUACAGAUUGUUUCAUGUCAUGUUUGCAGAGACUUUUAUAUUGUGUAGAGUAUUCAGUGUUGCUACAUUAUUUUAUUCCUGACUUUAAUUUUUUUGACUUGCGUUUAAGUGCAGAAUUAGAUACUAAGAAAAAGUUGACCAGCUUGCUUACGAAUUUAUAUCAACAAGGAAUUGAAUGUUUCUCAUCCUCUGAAACACUGCAUGAUUUCAAUAAUUGUUCCACUAAAAUCGACAAACCACUAAAUACUAAUAGUAGAUUAGUACAUGAUAUAUUGAAAAUUCCUUGUUCUUGUCAAUUUAUAAGUACUGAAAAAAGUAUUCCGAAACUACUGAAUUGUAUGCUUUACCAUUCUAAGACAGAAUUGUGCAGAGCUAUUUUUCUAUGCCAUCUGGCAAGAGCACACCAGUUUUACACAAGUCCUUAUAAUCAGUACAAAGAAAACAACAAACAACAGUACUAUAAGUACACCUCUGACCUCAGUCAUCUGGUGAUAGGUGUAUAUUCAGAUGCAGUAGUAGGAUGGUUGAUGUUGGCUUCUUUCUUCUAUGUUAAGAAAAAUUAUUUUACAGCAUUAGACAUUAUUCAUUAUGCUUUGUCAAAGUUAACAGAUGAAAAAUGUGAUAAUCUAUUUUCAGACAAGAUACACAAUAAAUUAAUAUUUUCACCAAAACAGGAAUCUGCAAUUGAAAUGAUGAAAAACCAAAAGCUAAUAUCAACCUUAAAAGCAUUUACUAUCACUCAAUUUCAGUUUGAAAGUGAUUCACAAAUCAUUCCAAAAGAACUAUAUCAAGAUAUAAUUGGACGUAAGAAUAAAUUUCAUCCUUUAGCGUUUGCUCAUUUUCUCCGAUUUUUGUGUUACUACCAUCUUCAUGAUCGUGUUUCAAGUGAAGAUGCUAUGUUACAGUUAACUGUGGUGUGUAAAGAAAUUAUAAGAACUGGUAUGGUCUAUGACCAAGUAGGCUAUAUACAUAUGAAAUCGUCCGUAUUUUGGGGGAUAGCAGCACAUAUGAUGGGUAAAACAAACACAGCGAAUGCGUUUUUUAAAAAACUUGCCAAAUUUGACAAAAAGAAUCUAACAAGUGCAGCAAAAAGAAUUCGUGGACUGAAAAUGGACCAGUGAUAAUCUAUAUUAGUUUUCAAUUGAGCUCCUACAAAAAAAAAGAUCAUUAUAGACUAGUUUAUGCCAAAAAAAAAAGAGAUGCAAGUAAAAACAACACAAAUAUCAGGUUAAGACAUGAUUCGCUGCAUGCAAUUAAUUUAGGUAACAUGUAUAAAAGAGGAUAUUCCUGAUUCUUUUUCACUAAUGUCAAGAAAUCUUUGACGAAAAAUAUACUCGUACAAUGAGUGUUUAAAGUUUUCGAAAUAUCCGAAACAUACAGUGGCUGCAUGGCAGGUGUCAAAAUUGCUUACACAGUACAACUCAACAUUAUCAAGCUCCAGACUAAAUAUAAAAUCAUUGCUUUAAAAAACAAAAUAAAACAGACAACAUAUUCCCUUUAUAUUAAGCCAGGAAUACUUUGACAAACAUUAUAUGUGUGUUGGCAUUUACUUUUGUUGUAGUUCAUUGUUUCUGUUGUUUUCCUCGUAAAGCUGAUGUGUUUCCCCUCAGAUUUAGUUUGUUACUCCGAUGUAUUUGUAUCGCAUUAUGACUAUUGAACAGCUGUAUAUAACUGUUGUCGUUAUUUCUACCCUUAUUUGCUUUUUUGGGCGAAUGGCUCGACAGACAGAUUUAAGGACGGUGUCCAGCGGUAACAAAAUUUAGUUUUAUCAUAUGUUUCUGCAACAGAAAAAUGUUGCCUUUGAAAACAACAAAUAAUGUAGUGUACGAAGAGGUAUUGGUGUUGUGUUUAAUUGAAUCUUUCAAAGGUGUAAAUUUAAGUCUUGUAAAGUUCAUGGUAUCUUUAGCGAGAUAUUGUAUCUUCAGAAAUAGAAAUUUACUUUAAAAUUUAAACAGUAAUGUUGAUCUUAUCGGACUAUUUAAAUACCUUAUACAACAUUAUAUAACUUAUCUGUAUGAAUACUAGUAUUUCUGUGGUAUAAGAUGUAUGAAAAAGUAUUAUAAUCACAUGCAAGAGACUGAAUGUGUCAUUGCAUUUAUGU
Messenger RNA from Mytilus trossulus (common blue mussel), 3035 nucleotides. RefSeq lists its product as uncharacterized. The transcript has 2 exons. Bases 79 to 2055 code for a protein of 658 amino acids. The record is from RefSeq and is a predicted model, not a curated record. NCBI's taxonomy places the organism in Eukaryota, Metazoa, Mollusca, Bivalvia, Mytilida, Mytilidae.